This is a messenger RNA of Nerophis lumbriciformis (worm pipefish), 1871 nucleotides long. RefSeq names its product CDC23 (cell division cycle 23, yeast, homolog) (gene cdc23). Gene Ontology annotation, biological process: cell division; anaphase-promoting complex-dependent catabolic process; positive regulation of mitotic metaphase/anaphase transition. NCBI's taxonomy places the organism in Eukaryota, Metazoa, Chordata, Actinopteri, Syngnathiformes, Syngnathidae. The record is from RefSeq and is a predicted model, not a curated record. Gene Ontology annotation, molecular function: protein binding. Gene Ontology annotation, cellular component: anaphase-promoting complex.
CAAUAGCCUAAUUGCAUCCUCCAGCAUGAACAUGGCGGCACUACACACUGAGUUUGGAGACCUGGUCCAAAUAAAGAAGCAGCUCAUAUCUGUAACAUGGCUUUGUAAAGAAAGAGGACUUUUACAGAGCGCCAAAUGGGCUUCUGAGUUGGCAUUUUCCUUGGAUCCUCUCCCUAAAGAUGCAUUACCCACACCACAACCUUUUUCAGAGGAGGACAUACAAGACCUGGAUUCACUAUCACUGGCCAAAUCUUACUUUGACCUGAAAGAGUAUGACCGCGCUGCCUACUUUCUCAAGGGCUGCACCAGUCAGAAGGCCUACUUCCUCUACAUGUAUUCACGUUAUCUGUCCGGUGAGAAAAAAAAGGAUGAUGAGACAGUAGACAGUCUGGGUCCUCUGGAGAAGGGUCAAGUCCGCAAUGAAGCUUUGCGGGAGUUGAGAGUGGAGCUCAGUAAGAAGCACCGUGCAGGAGAGCUGGAUGGCUUCGCUUUAUACCUGUAUGGAGUGGUGCUACGAAAGCUGGACCUGCUAAAGGAGGCAGUCGAGGUUUUUGUGGAGGCUAUUCACGCACUUCCUCUUCACUGGGGGGCGUGGCUGGAGCUUAGCAACCUGGUCACCAACAUCGAGAUGUUGAAGUUGCUAUCUUUGGCAGAUUGCUGGAUAAAAGACUUCUUCAUGGCCCACAUGUACACAGAGCUGCAGAUGAUCAAAGAGGCGCUGCAGAAGUACCAAGACCUGAUAGACGCCGGCUUUUCCAAGAGCACUUACAUUAUCUCGCAGAUGGCAGUAGCCUACCACAACAUCAGAGACAUCGACCAGGCAGUGGCUCUGUUCAAUAAGCUGAGAGAGCACGACCCGUAUCGCAUCGAUAACAUGGACACCUUCUCCAACCUCCUCUAUGUCAAAAUCAUGAAGCCAGAGUUGAGUUACUUGGCCCACACGCUGGUGGAGAUCGACAAGUACAGAGUGGAGACGUGCUGUGUUAUUGGUAACUACUACAGCUUGCGCUCGCAGCACGAGAAGGCAGCUCUGUACUUCCAGCGAGCGCUCAAGCUGAACCCUCGCUGCCUCAGCGCCUGGACCCUCAUGGGCCACGAGUACAUGGAAAUGAAGAACACCUCAGCUGCCAUCCAAGCUUACAGACACGCCAUCGAAGUGAACAAGAGGGACUACAGAGCCUGGUACGGUCUAGGUCAGACUUACGAGAUUCUCAAGAUGCCUUUCUACUGCAUGUACUACUAUAGAAAGGCUCACCAGCUCAGGCCCAACGACUCCCGCAUGUUAGUCGCUUUGGGUGAAAGCUACGAAAAACUGACGCAGCAAGCAGAAGCCAAGAAGUGCUACUGGAGGGCGUACUCUGUUGGAGAUGUAGAGAGAAUGGCUUUACUCAAACUGGCCAAGCUCCAUGAGCAGCUGAACGAGAGCGACGACGCCGCAGAGAGUUACGUGCGUUACAUCCAAGACGUCUUCUCCUGUGGAGAACGAUUGGAGCACACGGACGUUAGCACGGCCCUCAAAUACCUCGGUCAGUAUUAUUUCAAGAACAAACUUUACGACGAGGCGUCACUCUGCGCACAACGCUGCUGCGACUACAACGACGCACGGGAAGAAGGCAAAGCUUUGUUAAGGCAGAUCUCUCAGGUGAAAGAUCAGGCUGAGAUGCCAACAGGUGUUCUGUUUGCACCGCUCUCCAACAAUAACAACAACAACACAACACCCGCCAGGAGAGUCGUACCUCUCCAUGUCAUCCCCUUCACACCCUGACUGCUUUGUUUUCUUCCAAUAUUUGGAUUAUGUUGCUUUAUAAUGUAUUAAGAACACUUUGUUUGUUGCAUACAUUUUGAUAUUAAAAUGACUUUUCUGCAUAAAA